Molecule: messenger RNA, 7514 nt
Organism: Hipposideros armiger (great roundleaf bat)
Lineage: Eukaryota; Metazoa; Chordata; Mammalia; Chiroptera; Hipposideridae
Gene: MAP4K4
Product: mitogen-activated protein kinase kinase kinase kinase 4
Exons: 32
Coding region: 124-4110 (1328 amino acids)
Biological process (GO): protein phosphorylation
Cellular component (GO): cytosol
Molecular function (GO): protein kinase activity; ATP binding
Source: RefSeq, a predicted model, not a curated record
CUCCUCCUUGUCUAGGAUCCUGCUGGGAUUUUUGAGCUGGUGGAAGUGGUUGGAAAUGGCACCUACGGACAAGUCUAUAAGGGUCGACAUGUUAAAACAGGUCAGCUGGCAGCCAUCAAAGUCAUGGAUGUUACUGAGGAUGAAGAGGAAGAAAUCAAACUGGAGAUAAAUAUGCUGAAGAAGUACUCUCAUCAUAGAAAUAUUGCAACAUAUUACGGUGCUUUCAUUAAAAAGAGCCCUCCAGGACAUGAUGACCAACUCUGGCUUGUUAUGGAGUUCUGCGGGGCCGGGUCCAUCACAGACCUUGUGAAGAACACCAAGGGGAACACACUCAAAGAAGACUGGAUAGCGUACAUCUCCAGGGAGAUCCUGAGGGGCCUGGCGCAUCUUCACAUCCAUCAUGUGAUUCACCGGGACAUUAAGGGCCAGAAUGUGCUGUUGACAGAGAAUGCAGAGGUGAAGCUCGUGGAUUUUGGUGUGAGUGCUCAGCUCGACAGGACAGUUGGGAGGAGAAAUACGUUCAUAGGCACCCCCUACUGGAUGGCUCCGGAGGUCAUCGCCUGCGACGAGAACCCAGAUGCCACCUAUGAUUACAGAAGUGACCUUUGGUCUUGUGGCAUUACAGCUAUUGAGAUGGCAGAAGGUGCUCCCCCUCUCUGUGACAUGCAUCCAAUGAGAGCACUGUUUCUCAUUCCCAGAAACCCUCCUCCCCGGCUGAAGUCAAAAAAAUGGUCAAAGAAGUUUUUUAGUUUUAUAGAAGGGUGCCUGGUGAAGAACUACAUGCAGCGGCCCUCCACAGAGCAGCUUCUAAAACAUCCUUUCAUAAGGGAUCAGCCAAACGAACGGCAAGUUAGAAUCCAGCUCAAGGACCACAUAGACCGGACCAGGAAGAAGAGAGGAGAGAAAGAUGAAACUGAAUAUGAGUACAGUGGGAGCGAGGAAGAAGAGGAGGAAGUGCCUGAACAGGAAGGAGAGCCGAGCUCCAUUGUCAACGUGCCUGGUGAGUCUACCCUUCGCCGGGAUUUCCUGAGACUGCAGCAGGAGAACAAGGAGCGCUCCGAGGCUCUUCGCAGACAACAGCUCCUGCAGGAGCAGCAGCUCCGGGAGCAGGAAGAGUAUAAACGGCAGCUGCUGGCAGAGAGACAGAAGCGGAUCGAGCAGCAGAAGGAGCAGAGGCGGCGGCUAGAGGAGCAACAAAGGAGAGAGCGUGAAGCUAGAAGGCAGCAGGAACGUGAACAGCGACGGAGAGAGCAGGAAGAGAAGAGGCGCCUAGAGGAGCUGGAGAGAAGGCGGAAAGAAGAAGAGGAGAGGAGACGGGCAGAAGAGGAGAAGAGGCGAGUGGAGAGAGAACAGGAGUAUAUCAGGCGACAGCUAGAAGAGGAGCAGCGGCACUUGGAAACCCUUCAGCAGCAGCUGCUGCAGGAGCAGGCCAUGUUACUGGAGUGCCGAUGGCGGGAGAUGGAGGAACACCGGCAGGCAGAGAGGCUCCAGAGGCAGUUGCAACAAGAACAAGCAUAUCUCCUGUCUCUACAGCAUGACCACAGGAGGCCGCACCCACAGCACGCGCAGCUCCAGCAGCACCCGGAACGGAGCAAGCCCAGCUUCCACGCCCCAGACCCUAAGCCCCACCACGAGCCCGCCGACCGAGCUCGAGAGGUGGAAGAUAGAUUUAGGAAAACUAACCACAGCUCCCCUGAAGCCCAGUCUAAGCAGACAGGCAGAGUAUUGGAGCCACCAGUGCCUUCCAGAUCAGAGUCUUUUUCCAAUGGCAACUCCGAGUCUGUGCAUCCUGCCCUGCAGAGACCAGCCGAGCCACAGGUACAGUGGUCCCACCUGGCAUCUCUCAAGAACAGUGUUUCCCCUGUCUCGCGAUCCCAUUCCUUCAGUGACCCUUCUCCUCCCAAAUUUGCACAUCACCAUCUUCGCUCUCAGGACCCAUGUCCACCUUCCCGCAGUGAGGUGCUAAGUCAGAGUUCUGACUCUAAGUCGGAGGUACCUGAGCCCACCCAAAAGGCUUGGUCUAGAUCAGACAGUGACGAGGUGCCUCCAAGGGUUCCAGUGAGAACAACGUCUCGUUCCCCUGUUCUGUCCCGUCGGGACUCCCCACUCCAGGGCAGUGGGCCACAGAAUAGCCAAGCAGGUCAAAGAAACUCCACCAGCAGUAUCGAGCCCAGGCUGCUGUGGGAGAGAGUGGAGAAGCUGGUGCCCAGGCCUGGCAGUGGCAGCUCCUCGGGGUCCAGCAACUCCGGAUCCCAGCCUGGCUCCCACCCUGGGUCUCAGAGCGGCUCUGGGGAGCGCUUCCGAGUGAGAUCAUCAUCCAAAUCUGAAGGCUCUCCAUCUCAGCGCCUUGAAAAUGCAGCGAAAAAACCUGAAGAUAAAAAAGAAGUGUUUAGACCUCUCAAACCUGCUGGGGAAGUGGAUUUGACGGCACUGGCAAAAGAGCUCCGGGCAGUGGAAGAUGUGCGACCGCCACACAAGGUCACUGACUACUCCUCGUCCAGUGAGGAGUCGGGGACCACAGAUGAAGAAGACGAUGACGCAGAGCAAGAGGGGCCCGAGGAGCCCACGUCUGGACCAGAGGACACCAGAGCAGCGUCAUCUCUGAACUUGAGCAAUGGCGAGACAGAGUCCGUGAAAACCAUGAUUGUCCAUGACGAUGUAGAAAGUGAACCGGCCAUGACCCCGUCUAAGGAGGGCACUCUGAUCGUCCGCCAGAGUACAGUUGACCAAAAGCGUGCCAGCCAUCAUGAGAGCAAUGGCUUUGCGGGUCGCAUUCACCUCUUGCCAGAUCUCUUACAGCAAAGCCAUUCCUCCUCCACCUCUUCCACCUCCUCCUCCCCAUCUUCCAGCCAGCCGACUCCCACCAUGUCCCCACAGACACCCCAGGACAAGCUCACUACUAAUGAGACUCAGUCCGCUAGUAGCACACUCCAGAAACACAAAUCUUCCUCCUCCUUUACACCUUUUAUAGACCCCAGAUUACUACAGAUUUCUCCAUCUAGUGGGACAACAGUGACUUCUGUGGUGGGAUUUUCUUGUGAUGGAAUGAGACCGGAAGCCAUAAGGCAAGAUCCUACCCGGAAGGGCUCAGUGGUCAAUGUGAAUCCCACCAACACUAGGCCACAGAGUGACACCCCAGAGAUCCGUAAAUACAAGAAGAGAUUUAACUCUGAGAUUCUGUGUGCUGCUUUAUGGGGAGUGAAUUUGUUAGUGGGAACAGAGAGUGGCCUGAUGCUGCUGGACAGAAGUGGCCAAGGGAAGGUGUAUCCUCUUAUCAACCGAAGACGGUUUCAACAAAUGGAUGUCCUCGAAGGCUUGAAUGUCUUGGUGACAAUAUCUGGCAAAAAGGAUAAGUUACGUGUCUACUAUUUGUCCUGGUUAAGAAAUAAAAUACUUCACAAUGAUCCGGAAGUUGAGAAGAAGCAGGGAUGGACGACCGUGGGGGAUUUGGAAGGAUGUGUACACUAUAAAGUUGUAAAAUAUGAAAGAAUCAAAUUUCUGGUAAUUGCUUUGAAGAGUUCUGUGGAAGUUUAUGCGUGGGCACCCAAGCCAUAUCACAAAUUUAUGGCCUUUAAGUCGUUUGGAGAACUGGUGCAUAAGCCAUUGCUCGUGGACCUCACCGUCGAGGAAGGCCAGAGGCUGAAAGUGAUCUAUGGGUCCUGUGCUGGGUUCCAUGCCGUCGACGUGGACUCAGGAUCAGUGUAUGACAUUUACCUACCAACACACAUCCAGUGUAGCAUCAAACCCCAUGCAAUCAUCAUCCUCCCCAACACAGACGGGAUGGAGCUUCUGGUAUGCUAUGAAGACGAGGGGGUUUACGUGAAUACCUACGGAAGGAUCACCAAGGAUGUGGUUUUGCAGUGGGGAGAGAUGCCAACGUCUGUGGCGUACAUCCGAUCCAAUCAGACGAUGGGCUGGGGGGAAAAGGCCAUAGAGAUCCGGUCUGUGGAAACUGGUCACCUGGAUGGGGUGUUUAUGCACAAAAGGGCUCAAAGACUGAAGUUCUUAUGUGAACGCAAUGACAAGGUAUUCUUCGCAUCUGUUCGGUCUGGUGGCAGCAGUCAGGUUUACUUCAUGACGCUAGGCAGGACUUCUCUGCUGAGCUGGUAGAAGUGCUGCGGUGAGAGUGGCCAGCCCCAGAGUCGUCACGAUCCUGAGAACUUGGAAUUCCUGGCAACUGGAGCUCAGAGCCGCACAGGGGGAGUCCAGGACAGACAGCUGUGUGCUCAGACACCACGCGUGGGGCUCUUGUCUCCUCUCCUUCCUGCUCCUCCCCUACCAGGCUCCCCCCAUUCUUUUCUUUUCCUUACUCAGAAAAUAAAGGCUGCCAUGCAGCUGGUGCUGUUCACAUUCUACCAUCAGGUGCUACCAGUGUUCGGGCUCGAGCAUCAGACCAGAAAGCAAAUGCCUUUCCUUCAGCUCCAGAAUUCCUAUCUCUGAGUGACUCUGUCGUACGGGUGUCUGAAGGUGGAGACCGUGAACAUGCCGCUGGUUUACUGGAAGUGGGCACAAGGAGGGGGAAAGUGGUGGUCUUAAUGAGCAGUUUGCUGAAGCAGAUUUAAUAUAGUAACAUUAACAAUGUAUUUAAUUGACAUUUCUUUUUUGUAAUGUGACAAUAUGUGGACAAAGAAGAAGGUGCAGGUUUAAGAAGUUAAUAUUUAUAAAAUGUGAAAGACACAGUUACUAGGAUAACUUUUGUGGGUGGGGCUUGGGAGGCGGGGUGGGGCGGGUUAAGGGGGUCCCAUUUUCGUUUCUUUGGAUUUUUUUUUUUUUUUUGGCUUGGCCAAGAACUCAGCCAUUUUUCUGUGUACCAGGUUUUGCCUACAUCAUGUGCAGAUGGUUCUUUUAAAAAAAAAAAAAGAAAGAAAGAAAAAGUGUGCAUUUGUAUAAUGGCCAGAACUUUGUUGUGUGACAGUAUUAGCACUGCCUCAGUUAAAGGUUUAAUUUUUGUUUAAACCUAGAAGUGCGACAACAGUUUUACCACAGUCUGCACUUGCAGAGGAAAAAAAAUUUUUUUUCAACCACGUUUAUUUUUUUUGCCUACCUCAUUGUUUUUAAUGCAUUAAGAGGUGGUUUAGUUUAUAUGUUUUUGGAGGAAAACAUUAACAUUUAAUUUAAUCUUAAUACCAAAACUAUCAGAUUGAAGUUUGACUGUUAUUUUGUCACAGGUCUCAGUAGGCACAAGAGAAAUUGUCCCUGAAGAUGGGAAGUAGCCAGAGGCUUGAUCACGCUGACUGAUGCAGCCUGCUUUCUAAGUGCAGAGAGCAGGGUGCUUUGUUUUCACCACUUUCGCCUACAACACACGGGGCCUCAUUGUCUCAAUCCGGGGUUUGCAGCAGACAGGUGGUCGCUUUAGAAUAGUCACACAAACUGCUCAGUGUUGCAGGAAACUUUCUGGGGUUUGGGGGGGUAUUUCCCUUUUCUAAACAUGCAAUGCACUAAAACUAUUUUAAGAAUGUAGUUAAUACUGCUUAUUCGUAAGGCGGCAUCUUCCUGUGUUCAGGUGUGAUAUCGGAGCCCUGGCUUUUCUUGUUCUCUUGUUCUCUCUCUGUUUUUUAAACCAGUUUUACUUUAUGAAUAUGUUCAUGACAUUUGUAAUAAAUGUCUUGGGUAAUAAUUUGUUUCAUGGCUCCAUGGUCACUCAAUUCCUCUGAGGAUAUCCAUCUCUUGGUCAAAGAUGACGCUCAGUGCCGCCAUCUUCCUUUUCUGUCGUUGGCUCCUGUGGGGGCACUUCCUGACGGCCACUUGAAACACAAGCUUGGUGUUCCAUGGGCUUAAUCCUCCUUGGGGUUCAUUUUCUUUCAUAACAUGAAAGGGGACUUGCCUCCCAAAGCUGUAAUGGUCAUUUGUGCCUCUUCGCCCAGGCUUCGCCCAGCAUUCUCCUCUCUGAUCCGUUCUGACGGCUGUUACCGGCUCUUCCUCCGGGCUCAGCAUUUUUGCCAAAGGCUCUCCUUUGAAUUACAGAAAUCUAGUGAAAAAUAAAUGCACUCACAAAUAUAGAAACAGCUGGUUGUACAUAUCCACAAAGGCAAGAUAUGCUGGGACAGCCUUUCUUUGGGGAGAACAAGGCGGUGGAAAUGGUUUGUCCGUCCGUGUGACUUUGGAGUAGUGCUAAUGUCAAAGCAGAAAGAGCUAGUUGUUUUUGACUAAUUUGUAGUUAACAUAGAGAAGAUUGAAGAGCUGUUCCCACGUUUGGGAGGGACUUUGGAGAUAGGCCACAUUCCAUCACCACAGGACUUCAAAGUAAAAUUAUCUUUGGCAAUUUCCUACAUGUGUUUUGGCUUUUCAAGUCAGACGACAUGUGCCACAGUGAACGUGUGUGUGUGUGCCAAGAAGAGAAAGAACUGGAUGGCUGGGUCCAUUGUAGCCUUUCCCACGGCUGUAGAGAGAGGUGAAAGUUGGGCCAGGUGUCUUUGAAAAAAAUACUAAACUUCUGAUACUAAUAUGGAAGAAAUAAAAAAGGAUGAGGUAUCCAUGGUCUUAAUUAUCCACAAACUUGAAACUCGGUGUCUGUAACUCAAGGGGUGUCACACAGAUAAUGCAGACGUUUUCUUGGAAUUACUGAGUGUUUGGAAUGAGAUGAAAACUGGAUUCCCCUUAAUGUGCUGGGGUCUGAGCUCACGUCAGAAUCGUGCUUGCCCUGCUCGCACCACCCCUGGCACCCACCUGGCACUCUCCUGGUGUUUGAGCUGAACUAAGCUGAACGGAAUUGAAUUCAGUGGUGGGCUUACUCUACUGAGCUCCGGCAGCCAUUGUCCUUGUGACGCGGGGCUCCUGGUGUAUGCCUUCUCUCCGUGGCCUCACCGCCUUGGCAUCCAGGCCGUGUUGCUGCAGCUUGGAGCAGGAGCCCAGUUAGGUUUCUCCAUAAAACCUCAUGGGCUGUUGAAAUUCCAUUCUUCUAGAGAAGGGGUGAUUUUGUUCCUUUAGCAGGGUAUUGACUUCACGGAAGUGCCACGAUGGCAAAAUUACAAAAGAAAACAGUGUUAUGAUAUCAUUAAAUACAGAACAUUGAAAACUACUACAGCAGUGCUCUUCAAAACAAAACAUUGACACAUCUCUAGGUUUAGUCAAGGCUUUAAUAAGGAAUGCCUUCCUGUAUUUAAAUCAGAGUAACUAUUGAGUGCAGUGUUUUUACUUUUUUCUCAUGCACGUGUUACAUUGGAGAAAAUGUUUACAAACGUGGUUUUGUUACACUAAUGCGCAUCACAUAUUUAUGGUUUAUUUUUAAGUGACUUUUUAAAUGGGUUAUUUAGUUUUUUGUCUUAGCUCUAGUCCACGUAGGGUGGAUUCAUAAUCCCUAAUUUUGCCAACUAUAAAUUUGCUAAACAGUAAUACCAGUGACAAACUGCAUUAAAUUUACUAAUCAUAGAGCUGCAAAGCAAGACUGGUGGCAAGCACAUGGCCUUUUUUUUUUUCCCCCCAGUGCUAACUUGUCUUCUGUGUAUUAUGAAAAUUACUGUUGUUCUUCCCCUCCCCCCCUUUUUUUCCCUUAAAUAAAGUAAAAGUGACACCUA